Colias croceus (clouded yellow) is the source of this 776-nucleotide messenger RNA. RefSeq names its product solute carrier organic anion transporter family member 2B1-like. Gene Ontology annotation, molecular function: protein binding. Bases 15 to 728 code for a protein of 237 amino acids. The record is from RefSeq and is a predicted model, not a curated record. Lineage: Eukaryota; Metazoa; Arthropoda; Insecta; Lepidoptera; Pieridae. The transcript has 5 exons. Gene Ontology annotation, cellular component: membrane. Gene Ontology annotation, biological process: sodium-independent organic anion transport; transmembrane transport.
GGCCAAAAUUCGACAUGACAAAGGCAUUGGCUGUGUCCUUCAAGAUGACGCUCUUUGCAAUGUUCCUAUAUGUAUUUAUUAUAACAAUCCCGCCUUGUUCUAAGGGACAUGUCGCUGGGUUGGAAAAUGGUCAGGAUUAUGCUAAUCCCCAGUGUAGCUUGUCUUGUGGAUGCGUUCCAAGAUGGAAGGAAUUUUCACCAGUGUGUGUGGUGGACACCAUGACGACAUAUGUGUCGCCGUGUGAAGCUGGCUGUACAGGGCUACAAAGCAUCAAUAACUUACAGGUGUAUACAAACUGUAGUUGUGCCUCAACUGGACACGCGACUCCGGGCGCCUGCAGCGACUACAACUGUCAAAUUGGAUUUAACUUCCAUGGAGUGCUGUUUAGCUUGAUAUUGACUGUGUCUCUGGUGGCGUUCCAAGCUCAUAGCAUGUCUAUCUUGAGGUCAGUGGACCCACGAGACAAGUCCAUCGCCAUGGGUCUGAUGUGGUCUGUCAUCGCUGUAAUGACUUUCGUGGUCGGAAAUAACGUCUUUUAUGCUAUUGGCCUCAACACCUGCAGCUGGUAUACCGGCCAGAGAUGUCAGCUCCACAGCGACUGGUUCCCGUAUGCCAUUGGAAUUGCCUGCAUCAUCUUCACCUUCACAGCCUUGAUUAUCAACGCCACAGCGCGUAGAUAUUUGCGAACGAAACGAAAAGAUGACGUCACGGAUGAACCAAAUGCUUAAUUUUAAUUAUUUAUCUAUUAUCUGUAAGAUUAUGAUGAUAUGAAUUGG